AUGGAUAAAAGCCAAGAAUACUUGUACAAAUCGAAGCUUCCGGAUAUCAAUCUCCCUCGCCAUCUUCCUCUGCACAACUACCUCUUUGAGAGAUUAGCAGAGACGAGAGACAAGCCAUGUCUGAUCGAUGCAGCCACAGGAAAGACAUACACCUAUGGACAAGUUCACACGAUUUCACGAAAAGUUGCUGCUGGUUUGGCCAAUCUGGGACUGCAAAAAGGCGACGUUGUGAUGCUUCUGCUGCCCAACUGCCCUGAAUUUGCAUUCGUCUUCUUGGGAGCCUCCAUGAGAGGCGCUAUUGCCUGCACUGCCAAUCCUUUUUACACACCGCCGGAGAUUUCCCGCCAGCUUAAAUCUUGCGGCGCAUGUGUGGUCGUCACCGAGGCUGCCUGUGUAGAAAAGCUCAGAGAUGAAAAAUUGGUGGUUAUCACCAUUGAUAGUCCGCCGCCGGGAUGUCUGCAUUUUUCUGUUCUGAACGAAGCGAAUCAGAAAGGGCAGUUUUUGCAGUGUGGGGAAGAUGAUGUGGUGGCGUUGCUCUAUUCAUCGGGAACCACGGGGCUUCCCAAGGGAGUCAUGAUAACUCAUAACAACUUCGUUUGUAGCGUUGCUCAGCAGAUGGACGGGGAAAAUCCGAAUUAUUACUUGCAUGGUGGCGACGUCGUUCUGUGCCGGUUGCCUCUGUUUCAUAUUUAUGGCCUCAAUAAUGUGUUUCUUUGCUCGCUCAGAGGUGGCGCUGCUAUUCUCAUUGUGCGUAAGUUUAAUGGUAUUGGGGAUUUGAUGGAGAAAGUAGAGAGGUUCAGGAUCACCGUUGCUCCGCUUGUGCCUCCCAUUAUCUCGGAAAUAUUGAACGCGUCUUCGGUCUUUUCUAGAUACGAUACGUCGUCGAUCAGAAGGAUCGUUUCGGGCGGUUCUUCCAUUAUUGACGGCGCAGCAUACGGGAGGUUGAAAGAGCUUUUCCCUAAAGCCGCGUUUGGUCAGGGUUAUGGUAUGACGGAAGCCCAAGUGCUGGCAAUGAACUUAGGUUUUGCCAAGUUUCCUUUUGAAUCAAAUCCGGGAUCAUGUGGAACUGUUGUUCGAAACGCUGAAAUGAAAGUAAUUGAUAUAACAAGUGGACUUUCUCUACCCCACAAUCACACCGGCGAAAUCUGCAUUCGAGGACCUCAAAUUAUGAAAGGCUAUUUGAAUGAGCCAGAAGCUACAGCCAAAACUGUUGACAAGGAAGGGUGGCUACACACUGGCGACAUCGGUUACAUUGACAACAACCAAGAAAUUUUCAUAGUCGAUCGAAUUAAAGAGCUUAUUAAGUACAAGGGAUUCCAGGUGGCUCCUGCUGAGCUGGAAGCUUUAUUGUUGAGUCAUCCGGGAAUAGCUGAUACAGCCGUGACUGGAGAGAAAGACCAAAUGAGAGGAGAGGUGCCUGUGGCAUUCGUUGUAAGAUCCGCAGGAAGCAAAAUAAAUGAGCAAGAAAUACGAGAAUUUGUAGGAAAAAGAGUUGUAUUCUACAAAAGAAUUCGUAAGGUUUAUUUUGUCCCUCAAAUUCCCAGAUCUCCUUCGGGCAAGAUAUUGCGCAAAAGUUUAAAGUCAGCAUUAUAAAACCCAAACUACUAUUCCAGUGUGGAGUACGCAUUCUUCCAUGUCUAUAAGAGUUCAUGCAAUUUCCUCUUCUAAAAAUCAAAAAUCACACUUUCUAAAUUUAAAACAAAA
Molecule: messenger RNA, 1704 nt
Organism: Cryptomeria japonica (Japanese cedar)
Lineage: Eukaryota; Viridiplantae; Streptophyta; Pinopsida; Cupressales; Cupressaceae
Product: 4-coumarate--CoA ligase
Exons: 5
Coding region: 1-1593 (530 amino acids)
Molecular function (GO): CoA-ligase activity
Source: RefSeq, a predicted model, not a curated record